Aureobasidium melanogenum CBS 110374 is the source of this 2289-nucleotide messenger RNA. RefSeq lists its product as uncharacterized. The record is from RefSeq and is a predicted model, not a curated record. Lineage: Eukaryota; Fungi; Ascomycota; Dothideomycetes; Dothideales; Saccotheciaceae. The coding region runs from base 1 to 2289 and encodes 762 amino acids. The transcript has a single exon.
AUGGCCGUCGAUCAGAAUGACGCUUUUGACGCCAUCAACAAGAGCAAGUUCAAGGAUUUGCCUCCAAUCCAGACCACCUUCAAAGACAAACCUCUGCCGGCUAUAAAAGAGCCUCUUCAGGAUAGUGGACGAAACACUCCAAAUUCGAACCGAACAGGACGUACAUACCGACGACUGAACCCAAAGUCUAGUUUGUUCAAUUUGUUCAGUAGACCGAGAGUUGAGAAGCAAAGAGGAUUCAACGAGUCUGGAUAUGCUGUUACUCCCAUUAUUGAGCCUGGAAGAGCUACACCGAGUCCGGACCCGAUCGUGCGUGUGCCCCAGAAUACCUCCAACAAUGGGUUCCAAGCGCCACAUCCUCGACCCAGCACUUCAUUGUCAAUUCACGACGAUCGUCGAAACUUAGCCCGAAGCCGUACGACGACUUCUUCUGACGAAGUCAGAGAGGAGGAAGAUGCUCCAAUCUUGCCAUCGCUAUUUGACAUAUAUUCAGACUCGAGCAAGGUUACCAUCGCACAGGCCAUUGAUGAAUCUGGUCAAUCCCGUCUUACCAGGCCUCGAAAGUCGAACGCAUCGCAUAUCAUACCAGCACACAUCCACGAAGAGAGAAGAGGUAGCGUCGACAGCAUCAAAACCGAGCACAAAGCACAAAGUAGAAGCGGCAGGAACUCGCUCAGUCAGGGUCCGUUCCAAAGAAAGAUCUUCGCGCUUUCCAACGAUGGCAUCAUCCUCCAAUAUCCCGAGAAGGGCGGUGGUGAAAGACUGCCGGAAAGAGCUCUUCAUCUAGGUCCGGAGUCGGUCGCUUUCGCCUGUGAUCUGGUUCCUGGAAGACCUUAUGUUCUACAAGUCGAUCAAAGACCAACUGCCAUUUCGGACCUUUACACGGGUCCGUCUCAAACAUCACUGCUUACGAAGAUUGGACUAAAAGACAACCUACCACGUGUGGGUGACCACAGUAUACUGAUAAUCCUGGACACGGCCGAAGAACUCACUUCUUGGAUGACUGCGGUCAGGAAGCAGAUUCAGCUUCUAGGUGCUGUCAUGGGUGAUGGAAUCAAGCCAGAAGGACUUGAGAAACUGAGAACCACGGCUCCUAAGCUACGUGUCAAACAACGCACAUCAAUCAACCAACAAGACCUGCCGUCCUUUACAAACUUCUCAUUUCCAACUAGCAGCCCUGAAAUGGCAAGCAUCAGCAGACCAAGACGUGACUCGAGUGCUGCGGUCACGACGACCACUCAGCCUGAAGUAGCUGAACUACACUCAUACACAAGGAGGAACUCGAACGCCGCGAUCUCUCGUAAGCCUCUGCCAGACCGCGACAACGUUGACCGACUCAGGAAGAUGGCUUCCUUUGACACCAACGACUCCCCUCUCUCCGUCACUACUCACGACUCAGCUGUCAGCUUUGGCAUGAGUGCUGGGAAGCGUAUGAUGCGUGACAAGAACGCAUCGCAAAAGUCCUCAAUAGGAUCUUUGCAUGAUGAAUUCAAUACCGAUAGUCCAGUUCUCCCAAGGUCGGCAACGACUGGUCAACUUCAGCGGCCAAAGCCCAGCCCUAUCAUCGGAAGACCUCGUCCAGACUCCUUCGUUGCAGAUCUUCCUUUACUUUGGCCGGCGCGCAAACCUUCUGAGGGAGCCAUAUCAUCGACAAAUGAGCAAACGCCCUCACCUCCAAUGAAACGUUUACCACUAAAGAUCAAUCCUCACUCCGACAGCAUGUCUCUACCCAGACAAAGACCUUCACACUCACCACAGAAGCCGGCUCCCCCGCCUACGAGAGCUUUACCAGCGCUACCAACAAUGCCUUCUAGGCCAGUUGAGAACUUCUCUCGCAAGCCUCAGCGCACACCUUCAAUUAAGCUGUCGCUUUUCCCUAGUGCUGACCUUUUGGUUGAUCCAAUAUCUGUCGCUUCGCCUGCCAAAUUACUUCCACCAUCUCCUGCCAUGACGCUUCCGCCAUCACCAGCUGAUGAUAUGAAAAUAUCUCAAGAUCGGCCUCUUCGUCGACCAGCUAGUAUUCAAAUCCGCGCCAAUCACGCUCCAUUCCUUUCUUCAGUGCGCCCGAAGACUGCUGGUAACCGUCCUCAGCUCUCAAAAGCCGGGUCCGUACCAUGUCUCCGGGAGAUCAGUAGUCUGCCCAGAGCCCCAAUGGUUGAAAAACCAUCUUCAUCACCGCUACCACCACUUGAUCUGGGCAUGCCAAUUGUUGGUCUAGCACCACCCGCACCGCCUCCAUUACUUCCACUUCCAAAACUGCCGCCUGGUGCGAGGGCAUUAGCAGUCUGA